AUGUCGCCAGUGGGGGUGGAUAAGGCUGUGGUGGACGCUGCAGAGUCACUGGAGAAUCGAUUUCUGCCGGCAAGGAGGAAAAGUCGGGGAGUGGAGGUGCAAACCGGCCUGAUCACCACCAGCGUUAGUGGCACUGGUGGUCAUCAUUCCGGACCACCUGUUCGAGGUUUCCGAGUUAGCCACAUUGCGGCUAAAGAAGCAAUCGCCUCGCGCUGCUCUCUCUUGGGUCUUGCGUUCAGGCCGCAUACUGGCCUUUGGCCUUAUGGGAUCUAUGGCCUGACACGACGGGGCUGCAAAGUUCUCCUCUUCGAUGUCGCCUUAACGAGCCACCUAGCUUUCCACCUCGCAACGCCUAAGGCCUUCUGCCGCCUCCGGGCGACGGAGUUAGACUUGCUGGUUCGUGUACUUACGAUUCGCUUUCUGGUUCCAGCCCUAGCUAUUCGUGGAGAUGGAGCGCAGAUGGAACGUGGAGCUGAACUGCCGAAAUCCACUGUAAAAGACGUCGCCAUCCGAUCACUAUUAUUCGAUGAUGAGACGGUAGCCUGA
Messenger RNA from Mesocestoides corti, 546 nucleotides. The record is from the annotation of a GenBank genome assembly. NCBI's taxonomy places the organism in Eukaryota, Metazoa, Platyhelminthes, Cestoda, Cyclophyllidea, Mesocestoididae.